Molecule: messenger RNA, 5086 nt
Organism: Phragmites australis (common reed)
Lineage: Eukaryota; Viridiplantae; Streptophyta; Magnoliopsida; Poales; Poaceae
Exons: 6
Coding region: 1390-4731 (1113 amino acids)
Source: RefSeq, a predicted model, not a curated record
UUCGUCUACUCCUUUCUCUCUACCUUGAUAAAACAAUUGCACCUCUCGCCUUGCCAUCCAUGCCGUUGUUGCAGCUUUCCUACUCCCUGCCCCUUCUCUCCCAAACCCCCAGGUCAUAUAAAAGCUCACUUGCUUGAUUUUCCUUUGUUCGACUUUGUAUUUAUUUUUAAAAUUUGAAUUGAGGUUUGAAUCUUUUCCCCUUGCGAAAGCACUCUCCUACAAGAAUUAAAGUUCUUGGACCCAAAAAUUGAAGGUUGAAUUUUGGAAGUCUUAAAUAUUUGAUUUGGAGACAAGGAUGCAAAAGGUAGGUGAAGGGUUUGCACUUGCUUCUAUGCCCCUUUCCGUUUUCUUUUACUGAAAAGCCUGAUCUCAUGUUGAAUUUUGGUAACCUGAAGUCUUAAGUUUGGAGAUGUGGAAGGAUAUACACACACUGUUGCUCAAGGCUCCGCUUCCUACUGCUCUUCUUUGUUGAAAAAUCAUAUUAAAAUAAAUUGAGUUCACAAUUUUCAAGUCUUUUUAAGUUCAGAAUUGAGAAUCCCAAAUUUAUAUCUUUGCUUUUUUUAGUUCAACAUUCAUAAUUUAUCAGAGUUCUUUUUAUUUCAAGUUCUCACCUCAUUACCCAAUUGAGAUAUGCGAUGUGCCGCCAUAAUUAGAUGCCCACAAUAAUUUGUGCAACAUCUUUCUAUCUCUUGCAAUUAAUGGUGUUUAUAUCGAGCAUAGUUCUUACAAAAUUUUCUAUUUUUUAGUUCAAAAUUCAAAAUCUCAAUUGCAGUGCUUCGAGUUUCGAGCUCAACGUUCAUUAUUUAUCAGAGUUCAUUGUUUUUUUCAAUUUCUCUCCUCAUUGCCCAAUUUUGAUCUUCUAUAAUUUGUGCAACAUCUUCUAUCUCUUGCAAUUAAUUUGUGCAAUGUCCUUCUACCUCUUGCAUAUAACUCAUGCAACAUUUUUCUAUCUAUUGCAAAUAAGUUGUGCAAUGUCUUUAUAUCUGUUGCAAUUAAUAAUGUCUAUAUCUAGCAUAUCUCAUGCAAUAUUUUCUAGUCUUUCAAUUAAGGAUUCAAAUCCCAAUUUCAGCACUUCCAGUUUUGAGUUCAUCAUUCAUAAUUUAUCAAAAUUCAAUUUUUCUUCAAUUUUUUUCUUAAAGUUCUCACCUUUGUCCAAUUAAGACCUGCUAUGUGUCCACAAUUAUUUGUGCAACAUCUUCCAUCUCUUACGAUAGUGAUUUGUGCAGCGUCUUUCUAUCUCUUUCAAUUAACAAUGUCUAUAUCUAGCAUAUCUCAGUAACAUCUUGUGACUUGUAUAAUCAAUGACAAGUACGUAUAUUAGACGAGAUUUGCCUCGUACACAAGCGUGCGUGCCUCGUACCGUAUUUGCCUAUAAAUACGCGGUGCUCCAUGGACAGCACCGCAGAAGAUCCAGGAGCCGCGGUGUGGCUCCGGAUGCUCUUCGGGCCUGGGGUUUCGCGCCUCGUGCCCCACCCCACCUUUUCGAAUCCGAGCGACCGGGGGCCCCACACCCACCGCCCUUCCACAGUCACUGACAUGAUGCCCCGGUUCCGCUUGUGGCCCGCGUGCAGCGAGGUUGGCGUGGGCCCCACCACCCAGCCACGCCGGGCCCCACCGCGCCUGAGCCCCAAAGUUCAAAAUCUCCCUUGGAGAGAGGCGGGGAGGAGACACGCGGAAGAAGAAGAGGAGGAGGAGGAGAGCCCAAGCGCGGAGGAGAGAGGACGGAGCGGAGAGGAGCGAGCAGAGGCCGUGAUGCUACGCGGCAGCGGCGGCGCGUCGCGAGCCUCGGCGAAGCCCCGGCGCCCCCACCCCCGCCCGCGGCCGCCGUCUCCGCCCGCCCCCUCGCGCCGAGCACGCGCGGCUCCCGCUGCCACCGAAUCGAAGGAAGCGUCGGUGUUGGAGGCUCCGGUUGUGUCUUCCGUGGAGGAAACAUCUUUCACAUUUGAGUUCAAGCGAAGAUUUAAAAGGGCGAAGAAGGCAGUUUUUCCGCCCAUGGGUGCGCCGAGAGGUGAAGAGAAUUUAAGAGAGUGCCUCUCUAACAAGGCAAAUGCUGCUCCUGCAAAGACACCCUUGGCGAAAGAGGGGCCGAAGCAGGUGGAGUUCACCCAUUGCGCGCCUGGUAUUGUUGCCAGGCUGAUGGGACUUGACACCAUGCCUCGCCCUGAGAAAGUUCUUGACCGGUGCCAGAGUGACAUCCGGGCUAAUAGGCAACGGCACUUGUCUGGAGUUGUUCAAGAAGUGGCUCGUGGUUCAUCUGGAGAUCAGCCAUGUAACAUUAGUGCUGACGAGUUACCAUCACUGAAGGAUGUUUUCGAGGUGACUGAAAUGGAGAACAUGGUGAUGCAUGAAUUGUUGAAGUCUGGAAAUGAGAAGCCACAUCUGAGGAGUAAUGAGGUUGAUCUGGAAUUUGUGAGGCAGAAGUUCUUGGAUGCCAAGCGCCUUUCCACUGACGAAGUACAUAGGAAUUCUAAGGAGUUCAGUGAAGCACUAGAGAUACUCCACUCCAAAAAGGAUGUUUUCCUUGAAAUCCUUCAGGAGAACAGGAGUGCAGUGUCAGGAAUUUCAGGACACAUCCUUAGCCACAGUGGAUUGCAGUGCUCUCAUACAAGUAAUGCUGCUGCUGAGCAAUCGUUUGAACAAGAAUUCCUUUGCAGCAUGGAAGGUGUGAGUGACGGGAUGCUUGACGAACCAAAGGAAUCUGAGAAACCUAUUCCUAGUAUGCUGCUCAAAGAAACUUCAGUUAUGCCAUUGGAGCUGUUGGCACCAAAUGGAAGCAAGAGUAAAGGUUCAGGCCAUCGUUCUCAAAUUGUAGUUCUGAAGCCAAAUCUUCGAAAGAAAAGUUUCACGCCUGUUUUAUCAAGCCAACAAGCAUCACAGUAUAAUCAGAGGAGUGCACAAUAUUCGAAGGGCCCACGCCAUAAUAUAUAUAAGCAAGUUGUCAUGCAUUCUGUGCCACCUAACAAUGAAGUUUUGGAACAAGAAGGGGGUAUAACAAAACAGAAAGUUAGAAUACAAACACCUAAAAGUGGUAGCAGGAGGAGACCAUCCGAGGAUGAAUAUAACCUUGCAGUGGACAGUGAGACAAAAGUUGCUUCGGCCUCUCAUGAUGACACCAUGCCCAUUGAUUCAAGCAUGCAUUUUGCUGGAUCAUCAGUGAGCAGAAAGGCUAGAAAGCACCUCUCUGAACGAUGGCAAAUGGCCUGCACAUUUGGUUCAGAAAAUUCAAUUCCAAAAGGCAUGAAAACACUAGGUGAAAUGCUUGAACUGUCUGAUAGAGAUGCACCAAAAGUAACCUCCCACAAGAGACAAUCAGAUCCACACUUCAACUGCGAUGAUGUGAGAAAGAUGCCAGCCAACUCUCUUGGUAUUAGCAGUAAAGAUGGUUGGAAGACAGGGAUUUACUGUGAAGAUAAUCUAAGAGACGGUGCAUCAAGGAAUUUUCCCAGGUCCAAGUCUCUCCCAGCCUUAUCCACUAGAUCUACAGAAUUACCAGGAGGGAGGCAAUCUGCACCUACCUGUAGGUUGCCCAUUCUGAAAGAUAUAUUGAAUACACCCACCGAUGAAUCUGGAAAUUCACAUGUCAGGAAGAGAUCCCCAAUCAGAAGUGCAAAACAGAAAAGUGGGAGAGCAAUUGUUCUUGUAGGAAAGGAAAAUAUGCUACCUGAGAAAGAGAUUCAUGUAACUUCGGAGAAAGCAAGGCAUAGUAUCUGCGUUUCUGAUCUGUCUCGGUCAAGCAACAUAUAUACUGAAAAAUACCCUGAUGAUGCUAUCAGAGCUGGGGAUCCGCAAGCAUCUGAUUCUGCUGUUCAACACGAUGACAAGCAAAAUUCGGAAGGUCAUAUGGGGCGGACAAAUCAGAAACUACCAACAUUAUUACCAGAGACAAAACAAGAUUUAUCAAUUCAUAAUCAGGAUAGCAUAGUGUUGAAGGAGGGGAGAAACCCAUCAGUGGAGAUUGAUGUUGCUGAAGUUAACCCUCAAGCAAUACAAUCUGCACUUACCGCAAGUGCAGAGAGUUGCGAAUGCUCAAGUCCAACUUCUUCAUCUCAACAAAGUUCUGGUGAAGAGACUUCCUAUUUUGGAAUCUUUAAAAGCAUCAAUGUUGGUAUUCAAGAACUCAGAGUGCAACUGAAGAUGCUAAAUAUGGAGGACCAAGAUGAUAUUUGUGGAGACUAUUCUGAUACAUCGUCAAGUGAUGAGUGCAACAAUAUGAACAUCUCAACUUACCAGGCGAUGGAAGAACAGUUACCAAUAUUCAAGGAUGAGGCAGACAGGGAUUUCUCUUAUGUACAGGACAUGAUUGCUAGCGUGUGUGACUUGCCACACUACCCAGAAGAUUGGCAAGUGAGCUCAGAUGUGUUUCUAGGGCUUGAAAACAAGUAUAGCAAGCUGCUCCUGUGGUCGAAAUCGGACAGGAAACUUUUGUUUGAUCUUGUAAACUCUAUCCUGGCUGAUAUGACUGCUCCAGGCAGCAGUUUGCAUUCAAAGAUUAUGAUAAAAUGCUGGCCUGAAAUGGAUUGUGGACAGCUAGCUGAAAAUAUCUGGCAAAUGGUACAGAAGCAAUGCGGCUAUGAACACUUUGCUUGGGAUAGUGUUCAACCUUUGCCAUUGGAUCAUCAUCCUAAAUUGGAACUAAUUGAAAUGGAGAUCAUCAAGAUGAUACACGAUGAUAUUAUAGAAGAUUUUAUCGUCGAAUUUAUGUUACAAGAGAACCAUCACUUUAUCUACUGAAGCCUAGGGUUGUAAUGGUUAGAGAAUACUGACCAAAUGAUGUACAUAACCUGCUGCAAAUCACUGGUUUGCAAGAUGGUUUAUUAUGUAACUCCAUUUGAUUGCCUUGGAUCUGGAGUCUUGUAAAACAUCUCAUUAUGUUACAUUAUAUCCUUUGCAUCAGCUGCAUACUUAUGCCGCUAUGCAAAGGAAUCAUGGUUUUUAAGUCAGGUCCAGGAGACCUGGCUGUAGUACCAAGUAGCACUGUUCUGUUAUGGUUUGACAUGUAUCUUCAUGUCAUAUUUCAUGCUUGGUCUAAAUACAAUUGGGGUAGUAAUAUUUUCUUCAACUUGUGAAUGAUUUGAUCAAGUAUGAG